Molecule: messenger RNA, 2493 nt
Organism: Sebastes umbrosus (honeycomb rockfish)
Lineage: Eukaryota; Metazoa; Chordata; Actinopteri; Perciformes; Sebastidae
Gene: foxc1b
Product: forkhead box C1b
Exons: 1
Coding region: 617-2014 (465 amino acids)
Biological process (GO): regulation of transcription by RNA polymerase II; cell differentiation; anatomical structure morphogenesis
Molecular function (GO): RNA polymerase II cis-regulatory region sequence-specific DNA binding; DNA-binding transcription factor activity, RNA polymerase II-specific
Source: RefSeq, a predicted model, not a curated record
UGUAGUAUGUACAAUAAAUAAAUGUAAUAUGUACAUAUGUGCAGUCUAUUAAGUGGUAUAUGUAUAGUGUAAAGUGCGCCAGUGGUUAGAGUCCAAGAUGGUUGCAGAUAGUGCAUGUUUAAAUUUAACAGCGUUUUAAUAUAACUCCAUGUCUGAGCUGAGCUGAGGAGAGGAGAGAGGGAAUGAGAGAAGAGGAGGAGGAAGAGGAGGAAGAGGAGGAGGGGUGGUGUAGUAACUUUUGUCGCCAUGCAGCUUUUCCACAGGUUCAUUCCGUCCUCCAAUUGGAUGAUGGAGCACUCAUUCUGGGAGGAGCAGCCCGAGCAGCCAAAAGGGAAGAAAAAAAUGUGAAGGGUGAAGAAAAAAGAAAAAAAAAAAAAGUCCUCUCUGUGUGUAGACUCAUGAUCCUCCAGUCUCACUUUUAGCCUUUCACCAAAUGUUCACUGCGGCAGUGUGCGCUCUCUCCUCCGGUUCACCGUGGCCAGCUGCGGCUUAGAAUAAGACCCAGAAGAGAAGAAGAGAGUUCAACAGAAAACCGGAGCACACACCCGCUGAAGUAUAGUGAGAGUUUUCUGGAGAGGACGCAGUUUUGGGUCGGUUUUUACGCACAUAGCGCAGGAUGCAGGCGCGCUACUCCGUCUCCAGCCCCAACUCUUUGGGAGUCGUCCCGUACAUCAGCAGCGACCAGAGCUACUACCGGGCCGCCGCCGGUGGAGGAUACACCGGGAUGCCUACACCCAUGAGCAUGUACUCCCACGCCGCGGCCCACCACGACCAGUACCCGGCCAGCAUGGCCCGUGCGUACGGACCGUACACGCCUCAGCACCAACAACCCAAGGACAUGGUGAAACCUCCGUACAGCUACAUCGCUCUCAUCACCAUGGCCAUCCAGAACUCACCGGAGAAGAAGAUCACCCUGAACGGGAUUUAUCAGUUCAUCAUGGAGAGGUUUCCGUUCUACCGGGACAACAAGCAGGGCUGGCAGAACAGCAUCCGGCACAACCUGUCUCUCAAUGAGUGCUUCGUCAAAGUGCCCAGAGAUGAUAAGAAGCCCGGUAAGGGCAGCUACUGGACUCUGGACCCGGACUCCUACAACAUGUUUGAGAACGGCAGCUUCCUGCGGCGCCGGAGGAGGUUCAAGAAGAAGGACGUGCUGAAGGACAAGGACGAGAGGGGGGACAGACAGAGCAAGGACGCGUCUGUGAGUAGUGAGCAGGACUCUCAGGGGUCCCAGCCGGUGAGAGUGCAGGAUAUAAAGACGGAGAACGGGACUUCAACGCCUCCACAGGCCGCUGUCUCUCCGGCUCUGAGCUCCACCGUGCCCAAGACAGAGAGCCCGGACAGCAGCAGCAGCAGCAGCAUGUCGACCGGCAGCCCGCACAGCGUUCCCUCUACUCGGUCACUCAGCAUGGACGCACCGGAGCAGCACCACCAGCACCAGCAGCACCAGGGCUUCAGCGUGGAUAACAUCAUGGGGUCACCGCAGGCCGAGCUCUCCACGCCGCCUCUCGUCGCCUCUUCUCGGACACUGUCGCUCAGCUACUCUCCAAACCAGACAACCGCGUACAGCUCGACCUCCUGUAACCAGAGCAACAACGCGACCUAUCACUGCAACAUGCAGGCCAUGAGUCUUUACGCAGGAGACAGAACGACCGGUGGUCACCUGGCAACGUCCACCGGCAGCACCGUGGUGGAGGAGGCGCUGCCAGACUACUGCGUCACCACGACCACCGCGUCUCCUCUCGGACACAGCAACCAGGACGGACACCACGCGCCGCACCACCAAGGGAGGCUCGCGUCGUGGUACGGAGACCUGAGCCACUUGAGUCCGGUUAGUAGUUACCCGGCGCAGCAGCAGAACUUCCACUCGGUGAGAGAGAUGUUCGAGUCCCAGAGGAUCGGUGGUUUGAACGGCUCCCCGGUCAACGGGAAUAAUAGCUGUCAGAUGGCCUUCCCAUCCGGACAGUCGCUCUACCGCACCUCAGGAGCGUUUGUUUAUGACUGCAGCAAGUUCUGAGAGAGACAACAAGUUUCUCCUUUUUUUUUAAAUUAAUAACUCUUAAUAUAUGUUUUAUAUAUUUUUUUUGUAUUUUUUAUUCUCACUCCGAAUGGACAUAAGAGACUUUCUGUCGAGGUGCGUGUGUAAACACCGAAAACACGUAAGUUUUCUUCCCUGUUUAUAUAAAGCUGGCCCAAAUACCAUGCUUUUAUGAUGACCAUAUACUGUAAAUUAUAACCUAAUAUAGUAAUUUAUUUUUUAGGAAAAAAAAGGGAGUGGUUGGAUAUUGAGGACCAAACACUUUUAAACGUUUUCUUUCCAGUUUUUUUUUUUUUUUUUUUAUUGCUGCCUUUAUUUGUCCCAGUUCUUGUAUAGAAAUAGAUAUGGGGGGCUUUGUAGUCUGACUUAUUUUAUUCAUUUUGUCUUAUUUGUUUAAAAAAAACUAUUUUUUGAAGGCAUUACAUUUUGUUUGUUUAAUAAAGUGCCGUCUAUUUGAA